UUUCCGUCCUGCCGUCUUCUCCGGUGCUGCCGUAGCCAUGGUGCUAAACCCUGUCAUCGGGAAGCUGCUCAACAAGAGGGUGGUGCUGGCUAGUGCCUCUCCACGCAGGCAGGAGAUUCUCACCAACGUGGGUCUCCGAUUUGAAGUUGUUCCCUCCUGGUUUAAAGAGACACUUGAGAAGUCAUCUUUUGCGGCCCCUUAUGAAUAUGCUGUAGAAACUGCAAAACAAAAGGCACUGGAAGUGGCAAAAAGAAUGCAUCUAAAACAUCUUAGAACACCCGAUGUUGUUAUAGGAGCAGACACUAUAGUGACGAUAGAAGAACAGAUUUUGGAGAAACCAGUGGACAAGCAAGAUGCAUAUAAGAUGCUUUCAAGGUUGAGUGGCAAGGAGCAUAGUGUUUUCACCGGUGUCGCAAUUGUUCACUGUAGCAGUAAAGAUAACCAACUAGAGACUGACAUUACAGAUUUCUAUGAAGAAACUAAAGUUAAAUUUUCUGAACUCUCUGAGGAACUCUUAUGGGAAUAUAUUCACAGUGGUGAGCCAAUGGACAAAGCUGGUGGAUAUGGAAUCCAGGCCCUUGGGGGAAUGUUAGUAGAAUACGUUCAUGGAGAUUUCUUGAAUGUGGUGGGAUUUCCUUUGAAUCACUUCUGCAAAAAGUUAGCCGAAUUAUAUUAUCCACCCCCAAAGCACACCAUCCAUCAUAUAAAGCAUGACUCUAUCCCUUCAGUAGAGACGUUUGAGAUCCUAAGUGAUGGGGAAUGUGAUUCUUCUGAACAUGUGCAGUUUGAAGAUGCUAAAAAGCUAGACAGUGUUGGAGUUGCCCACAGCCUGGGAAAUUGCAUAGACAGCAUUCAUAACUAUAACGUGCCUGUGGAAAGUCAGAAUGGAGUAGCAGAAAAUGCAACACAAGUCCCAUCAAAGCUUAUGCAUCUCCUGGAUGGUUUCAGAGCAUCAAAGGCUCUGUUUGUGGCCUGCAAGCUGAAGGUAUUUGAUCUUCUCAAAGAUAAGGGCACCAUGACCACCGUCGAUGCUGCAAAUCAACUUCAUACCUCUCUGUGUGGCACAGAAAGAUUACUUGAUGCCUGCACGUCUCUUGGCCUGUUGGAAAAGACCCAUCAAGGUUAUAGCAAUGCAGAACUGACAAACUUAUAUCUAGUAUCAAAGAGUGAAUAUUCACUUCAUGACUACAUUCUCCACUGUAAUGACCACUUGUGGCCUCUGUAUACACAUUUGGAGUUGGCAGUCAAAGGAGGAACUUCACAAAAGCAUCAUACAUCUGGGAAGAAAGUGGAUGAUUUGGUUCAGGAUUUCUGUUGCCAAACUAGAGAGGUGAAGCAGCAUUUUAUGAGUGCUAUGCACUGCACUUCCAAACUGACAGCAAGAGAUGUAGGGACAGCUUUUGAUCUUUCACAGUUCGGAGCAGUCUGUGAUUUGGGAGGUUGCACAGGAGCUUUAGCCUAUGAGCUAGCUCGUGUCUACCCAGAAAUGAAAGUCACUGUAUUUGACCUUCCAGAUGUCAUCACAAGCGUGUCCAGCUUUCAGCCUUCAAGACAAUAUGCUACUCGAAUAUCCUUCACGUCAGGUGACUUUUUAAAAGACAAUCUUCCAGAAGCACAUCUUUAUAUUCUUUCACGAAUUCUGCAUGACUGUUCUGAGGAAAGGAUUCAUACCCUGUUAAGCAAAAUAUAUGCUGUUUGCAAGCCAGGAGGUGCUUUGCUAGUAGCAGAAACCGUGCUUGAUGAGAAGCGAACAAACCCUGCUAGGGCAGUCCUACAGUCCCUCAGUAUGACAGAAGGCAAGCAAAGAAGUAGCUUGGAGUACAAACAGUUAUUGGAGAAGCACGGAUUCAUCAAUGUGCAGAUUAAGAUCACAGGAAACCUAUUAGAUGUAAUUUUGUGCUUUAAGAAAAUGUCUGCCCGUUAAAUUGGAUGAAACAUAACGUGAGCAAGUCAUUUGUAAUUUAGCGCUGCCCAUCAGUCCAAAUUGGUAUGUUUCUAUUUCGGGUUGCUCUAAUGAUUGUUCUGUUACAAUUUAUGAACUGUCUGUAAAACCUUUUAUCCUGGUUUUGUUGAUUAAAAUACUACUAAGGAAAUCACUAAUGACUUUCGCCCCCUCUCUGGAAAAUGUACUGCCUCCAUCUUUCUAUAACCAGUGGCAAUUUCUGGUUCUGAAUCCAUUUUGCUUAUUUUUCCUUCUGUGUGUCCUUUGAGGAAAGUUCAAGAAAUUCAAGAUUCAAAAAGGAAGCCAGAGAAAAUAAAAAUGUGCCAUUUUAAAGUGCUGUUUUUCUCACCAGUAGCUACACGGACUUCAGUGGUACUUCUGAGUAAACGUUUAGUCAUGAUGCAUCCAUAGAGCAGUAUUUGAAAAGGGAUGAAUGUGCAUCCAGUGUAUAUCUAUGCCAGUCCUCUUGUCUAUGCCCAGUCGUCUCAAUUACCAUGCAAUAGGAACAGCUGGAGAAACAUGAGACCACAGAAA
This is a messenger RNA of Elgaria multicarinata webbii, 2476 nucleotides long. It is a transcript of the gene ASMTL, whose product is annotated as acetylserotonin O-methyltransferase like. The record is from RefSeq and is a predicted model, not a curated record. Gene Ontology annotation, molecular function: nucleoside triphosphate diphosphatase activity; O-methyltransferase activity. The transcript has 13 exons. The coding region runs from base 38 to 1924 and encodes 628 amino acids. NCBI's taxonomy places the organism in Eukaryota, Metazoa, Chordata, Lepidosauria, Squamata, Anguidae.